UGAACUCAUUCUUUGCUUUGCUCCUGUAUCUUUGCCAAUCCACAAUUUGGGCGAGAGCAUCUGAGACUGUUCUGUAAGCUGAAGAAAGCGGAUGAGCUCCCAACCCUCCGGGUAAAGCAGCAGCAGCAGCCUGGAAGGCUGUUGUAGAAGUCAGAAGGAUUUGCAGGUGUAGGAGAUACAGUAUGUCCUGCGAGCACAGCUGGAAGGGGAGAGAUUCACAUGCUGAUGGUCAAGACCCUGGAGGACCUGAACUGAGAAUUGUCCUUUUUGGUAAAACUGGAGCUGGGAAAAGUGCGACAGGAAACACCAUCCUUGGCGAGAGAAAGUUUGAGUCCAAGCUGAGUGUAAAGUCAGUAACUGAGACUUGUGCUAAAGGGAGGGUAACACGGGAUGGGAGGGAGGUUGUGGUUAUCGAUACUCCUGAUAUUUUUGUUACAAAGGCCCAUCCUGAAGAAUCUGCCUGUGAGAUCGCUCGCUGUAUCAUGCUGUCCUACCCAGGCCCCCAUGCUCUGGUGCUGGUUACACAGCUGGGCUAUUACACUGAGGAGGAUAAGGCAGCAGUCAGUCGAAUACCAGAGAUUUUUGGAGCUGAGGCUCUGAGGUACAUGAUCAUCUUAUUCACCCGGAAAGAAGAAUUACAAGGUGACUCACUGAACGACUAUAUAAGAGACUUGGACAACCAAGAUCUUCGGAAGUUGAUUACAGAUUGUGGGGACCGAUGCUGCGCUUUCAACAAUAAAGCAACUGGCACAGAAAGGGAUGAGCAGAUUAAUGAACUGAGGAAAGUGAUUGAGGAAAUGGUGGAGGUGAAUGGAGGCCAAUGUUACAGCAAUGAGCUGUAUAAAUAUGCCAAAGAGAAAAUUGAACAACAAGAGAGGGAACUUGAGAGAAAGUACAGAGAACUAGAGGAAGAAAAGGUAAAAGAAAUAAUACAUCACUUCAAGGAGAAAUAUAAAAAUAUAAAGGAAGGCUUAAACUCAAGGCCAGAGGAAGUAAAGGAAAUACAUCUAGAACUAGGCGAGACUGUAUAUCGAGCUUUAGAAAUGCUGCCAGAAGCUCAGAAAGCCACAGAGGUGGAACAGGAAGAAAACCUGCUGAAAGAAAUACAGAAAUACUACAAGGAAAAGUUCCCCUGUAGUGAGGUGCCCUGGGUCCCAGCUGCGCCUGAGAGGGUCGAGCCAGGCCAGACGCCGGAGUGGGCGGAGCCACUACCGCCUGAUCCCGCCCCCCGGAAGUCAAGGGGCGGGACAGGAAGUAUAAAAGCCCGGCCCCAGCACUCAGUUGACCGCUGGCCGCCAGAGAAGCCAGACGCUAGUGCCCGAGCUCCCACUGGGCCGAGCCUUCCCCGAGCCCCGUAUCCUAAGGAGCUGCCUGAGCUUCCCCGAACCCGGUAUCCUGAGGAGCAGCCCGGCCUACCCACCACUCAGUACCCUGAGGAGCCCAUGGUGUGGGACGCUGCGGAAGACGCCGCCGAGACACAGCUAAAAAGGAAAGGAAGAGAAAAUGAAGAAACUGCUGAAGGUGCUCAAGAAAGCAGCCACAUUAAAUUAAAAUUCAUCCUUGUUGGUAAGGCAGGAGCUGGGAAAAGUGCAACCGGAAAUACCAUCCUUGGCAACAACGUGUUUGAGUCGAAACUGGGGCCAAAGCCAGUAACCAAGACUUGCAGUACAGGGAGCAUGACCUGGAAUGGGAAGCAGGUUGUGGUUAUCGAUAUGCCUGACGUAUUUUCUCCAGAGGCCAGUGACACAGAAAUCUAUCGAGAGAUCAGUCGCUGUAUCGCGCUCUCUGCCCCUGGCCCCCAUGCUCUGGUACUGGUGACUCAACUGGGCCGUUACACUGCAGAAGACAAGGAAGCAGUGAAGCGAGUAUGGGAGAUUUUUGGAGUUGAAGCGAAGAGGAACAUGAUUGUCCUGUUCACCCGGAAAGAAGAUUUAGGGGGUGACUCACUGAGGGACUAUGUGAGAAAAUCACAUAACAAAAAUCUUAAGAAGCUGAUUCAAAAGUGUAAGAACCGAUACUGCGCUUUCAACAACAAAGCAACUGGAGCAGAGAGGGCCAAGCAGGUUAACGAGCUGAUGGAAAUAACUGAGAGAAUGAUGGAGGCGAAUGGAGGCCAAUGCUACACCAAUGAGCUGUAUGGAGGUGGUGUAUGGUGGAUGGAGAAACUGAAGAAAAGUACAUGAAGAUUGAAGAAAAACUGAGAGAGUACAUGGCAAAACAA
Messenger RNA from Mauremys mutica (yellowpond turtle), 2221 nucleotides. RefSeq lists its product as uncharacterized. Lineage: Eukaryota; Metazoa; Chordata; Testudines; Geoemydidae. Gene Ontology annotation, molecular function: GTP binding. The transcript is spliced from 5 exons. The record is from RefSeq and is a predicted model, not a curated record. Bases 183 to 2183 code for a protein of 666 amino acids.